Messenger RNA from Maudiozyma barnettii, 1776 nucleotides. It is a transcript of the gene NOP7, whose product is annotated as mRNA-binding ribosome synthesis protein NOP7. The transcript has a single exon. Gene Ontology annotation, cellular component: PeBoW complex; nucleolus. The coding region runs from base 1 to 1776 and encodes 591 amino acids. NCBI's taxonomy places the organism in Eukaryota, Fungi, Ascomycota, Saccharomycetes, Saccharomycetales, Saccharomycetaceae. Gene Ontology annotation, molecular function: RNA binding. Gene Ontology annotation, biological process: ribosome biogenesis; maturation of LSU-rRNA from tricistronic rRNA transcript (SSU-rRNA, 5.8S rRNA, LSU-rRNA). The record is from RefSeq and is a predicted model, not a curated record.
AUGAGAAUUAAGAAGAAGAACUCUACCGGUAAUGCUAAGAACUUUAUCACCAGAUCACAAGCUGUUAGAAAGUUGCAGAUUUCUCUAGCUGAUUUCAGAAGAUUAUGUAUUUUCAAGGGUAUUUAUCCAAGAGAACCACGUAAUAAGAGGAAGGCAAACAAAGGUUCUACUGCUCCAACUACAUUUUACUUUUCAAAGGAUAUUCAAUAUUUGAUGCAUGAGCCUGUCUUAGCAAAAUUUAGAGAACAUAAGACAUUUGCUAAAAAAUUAACUAGAGCUUUAGGUAGAGGUGAAGUUUCUGCUGCAAAUAAAUUAGAGGAAAGCAGAAGUACUUACAAGCUUGAUCAUAUUAUUAAGGAACGUUAUCCAAGUUUCCCAGAUGCUUUAAGAGACAUUGAUGAUGCAUUAAACAUGUUGUUCUUGUUUGCUAAUUUGCCAGCCACAAAUCAAAUAUCUGCUCGUGUCACCAAGGAUGCGCAAAUGAUUUGUAAUCAAUGGUUAGCUUUUGUAGCAAAGGAGCGUCUAGUGAGAAAGGUAUUUGUAUCUAUCAAGGGUGUCUAUUAUCAAGCUACUGUCAAGGGUGAAGAUAUUAGAUGGUUAGUUCCAUAUAAAUUCCCAGAAAAUAUUCCAUCAGAUAUUGAUUUCAGAAUCAUGUUAACUUUCUUAGAAUUUUACUCCACAUUGAUGCAUUUUGUUUUGUAUAAACUAUACACUGACAGCGGUCUUGUAUACCCACCAAGAUUAAACAUUGAACAAGAUAAAAUUGUUAACGGUCUUUCAUCAUAUAUUCUUGAAUCCAACGAAGAGGUAAGUUCAUUGACCAAAGCACCAACACACUCAGCUUCAAAUGAUGUUGCUACCUUAGCUUCCUCAGCAAUUACAUCUGCUUUAAAUGCCGACAAGAAUGAAGUAGAAGAUGAACAAAAUGCCGAUAUUGAAACAGAAAAUGUAGAGACUGUUAAACUAGAUACCUUUGAAGAUAAUAACAAGAAUCAAGGUGAUAUUUUGGCUCAACCAAGUCAAUUCAGUUCUCCAAUUGCCACUUUAUUCUCGAAGUUUGUGUUUUAUAUUGGUAGAGAAGUUCCAUUAGAUAUUGUUGAAUUUUUGAUUCUUUCAGCUGGUGGUUCUGUCAUCAGUGAAAUUACUUUAGAUCAACUAGAAGACAAAUCAAGUCUCGAUCUAUCUAAGGUUACACAUCAAAUUGUCGAUAGACCUGUAUUAAAGAACAAAGUUGCUGGUAGAACAUACAUUCAACCACAAUGGAUAUUUGAUUGUAUUAACAAGUGUGAAUUAGUUCCUGCUAGUUCAUACCUACCAGGAGAAAAACUUCCACCUCAUUUAAGUCCAUGGGGUGACUCUGCUGGUUACGAUCCGGAAGCUCUUGAACAAAAGAAGGAAGGUGAAGAAUCUGAAUCUGAAGAAGAUGAAGAUGAAGGAGCUGAAGACGACGCCGCUGAAGAGGAAGAGGAAGAGGAAGAGGAAGAAGAUGAAGAAUUGGCUGCUCAAAAGGAACUAGAAUUAGAAGCACAAGGUGUCAAGUAUAGUGAUAACAAGAAACCAAUUUCUGAAAAGAAGAAUAAGAAGAGAAAGGCUACCGAUGAAGAAGAUGAGGAGAAGAAAUUGAAGAUGAUUAUGAUGAGUAACAAACAACGUAAGCUAUACAAAAAGAUGAAAUACUCCAAUGAAAAGAAAGAUGAAAGGAUUGAAAAUCUUAAGAAGAAGAAGAAACAAAUCACAAAAACCAAGAACAAAUUAGAAAAAUUAAACAAGAAAUAG